Molecule: messenger RNA, 2934 nt
Organism: Eruca vesicaria subsp. sativa (arugula)
Lineage: Eukaryota; Viridiplantae; Streptophyta; Magnoliopsida; Brassicales; Brassicaceae
Source: the annotation of a GenBank genome assembly
UUAAACCCAGACGAAACCUCCGAUCGCCUUCCUCUACAUACACCUUAUACACGGCGCUACACAUCCCCCCCCCCCUUUUAAUCAUCUCUCGAUGACUCUAAGCCGUUUCUCCGACAACCACAAACGGAAAUUCGACGAUAACGGCGUCGUUGAUAUCCUCCACAGGAUGAAGAGGCACGAGGUCGACGCCGAUCACACCUCCCCGUCGCAACAACCUUUCAAUCCCUGGAGAUCCGAUGAGAAUUCCGCCCAGAAUCGGUCGUCGUCACCCGAAGAGUCUUGUUCCUCCUCGUCCUCGUCCUCCUCAACAACUGAGUCGUCAACUCGCUCCGAGUCAACUCGGUUACAGCUCUUCGUGAGGAUGAUGUCCGGAGGGAAGACGAUGGUGAUCCACGCGGAGAAAAACGACACCGUGCUGGAACUCCUCGCCAGAACCAGUCUGAAGACCAAGAUUCCGGUGAUGGAGCAGCGUGUUAUCUACAAAGGGAAACAGCUGGAGGAUCAGCAUUCGUUGAGCUACUACUCCAUCGAGCAAGACUCUUCGCUACACCUCGUUGGUCGUAUGCGGAGCACGGCGCACCCCGUGGCGUGCCAAGUUGUUGAUGAUAUUAUGUACAUUGUCUCUAGAAUGCACAGAGGAGGAGGAGAGAACAACCUCCCUCCUCUCCCUCGAGGGAUGUCGAUCAACGAGAAGGUUUCUUCGUUCUUUUCGAUGAUACCUGUGGAAAAUGAUGAGAAUUCUAAUGAGGAUUAUAUCCAUUCUACUGAGAACUAUCUCAAGAUCUUCACAAGCUCCUCGGUUCCAGCUGCUCUUGUCAUGUUGUACUCCUCUUCAUUAGAAACUAACAGAUCAUGUGGGGAGAGUUCGAUCAUGCUCUUUUUGAAUAGUUGCUUAUCAUUGCCUGAUAACCAGCAGAGCUGUUGUUUUCCUGUUGUGUUGGAGUUUUGUAGAUUGCUUAGGAGAGUCUCCCUUCACAACAAGCUUUACGGGUCGUGCCGGAACACGUUGGGAUCAUUGCUUGAAACGGUUCAGGAGCUUGUUGAUAAGGCUGGGACGACGUUUACUAGUUUACAUUAUAGAUUGUUGACUGUUGGGGAAGAGAAUUUCCUUUGUUUUAGCGAGUUAGCUAAUCUUAUGGAUCAACAGUUGGUUGAUGAUAACUUAGGGCCUAGUUCGUACGACGUUCAGAAAUUCUCUUCCUUUUGGAGACCCUUGAGGUAUGCUAUUGAUUUCCAGCUUUCUAGCUUAAUCCCCAUAGCUCUGCCUCUGAGAAGUACUGUAUUGGAGGCGGAGGUCGGGCGGGUUUGGCAGAUAUUUGGGAGGUUGUUGAAUACAAUGAAUAUCUGUAUGUUGAAAAUCGAGUCUAAGUUGGGUGGAAGAGGAGUUGCCAACACUGAAACUAUGGCUUUGAAGUGGGGGCAGUAUCUUAAUAUUCUGAAGAUUGUCAGCUCAAUGUCUGAACUCUAUCAAGGUGGUAAGGAACAGGUUGUUAGUCUUAUUAAUUCCAGGAAGGUUCCUUUCUGCGCCCUCAUUUUGAAGUUUGUGAAAAGAGGGGAUGAUCACGCGUGGAUCUCUGAGUACAAGGAAGCUACAACUUUUGAAUGUAGGAGGCAUUUGGCAAUGAUGUUGUUUCCUGACGGUAAAGAAGACUAUGAGGAGAUGCACGAAAUGCUCAUUGAUCGGUCCAAUUUGUUAGCUGAGUCAUUUGAGUACAUAUCAAAAGCAAGCCCUGGGGGACUUCAUGGUGGACUGUUUAUGGAAUUCAAGAAUGAGGAAGCUACAGGUCCUGGUGUGUUGAGAGAAUGGUUCUACUUGGUAUGUCAGGAGCUAUUUAGUCCGAAAGGAUCUCUAUUCCUUCGAUCCGCUGAUGAUUGCAGAAGAUUCUCUCCAAAUCCAGCAUCCAAGGUGGAUCCAUUGCAUCUUGAUUACUUCAAGUUCACUGGUCGUGUGAUUGCUUUAGCUUUGAUGCACAAUGUUCAAGUUGGGGCGCUAUUCGAUCGCGUCUUCUACCUACAGUUAGCCGAACAGACAAUUUCUUUGGAAGAUAUCAAGGACACGGACCGAAUCAUGUACAACAGCUGCAAACAGAUUCUAGAGAUGGACCCAGUGUUUUUCGAUUCAAACGCAGGUCUUGGUCUAACUUUUGUGUUGGAAACCGAGGAGCUAGGAAAAAGGGACACAAUAGAGCUUAAAAAAGACGGGAAAUCCACAGCUGUUAGCAGCGAGAACAGGGAGGAAUACGUCAAGCUCCUAAUCAGUAAACGAUUUACCACAUCAGUCUCUGAGCUAGUAAAGAAAUUUUCAGAGGGUUUCUUUGAUAUACUUUCAGUUCCUGUUCAGUCUUUCUUCCGUCACUUACAUCUAGAGGAUUUUGAUGGGAUGCUUCGUGGAGGAGAGAACCAGAUAAGCGUAGAUGAUUGGAGAGCACAUACAGAGUACAACGGGUUCAAAGAAACAGACCGCCAAAUAGACUGGUUCUGGAAGAUUUUGAGGAAGAUGACAGAGGAAGAACGGAGGAGUAUACUCUUCUUUUGGACAUCGAGUAAGUUCAUACCAGUGGAAGGGUUUAGAGGGUUAUCAUCAAAGCUUUAUAUCUACAGGAUACAUGAACCUAAUGAUCGUCUUCCGACGUCUCAAACUUGCUUUUACCGUCUGUGUUUCCCAAAAUAUCCGACGUUGGGUCUCAUGGAACAGCGACUAAGGUUCAUCGCUCAAGAUCAUGUCAGCUCUAGUUUCGGUAAAUGGUGAAUAAAUUAUCAAAGUGAUAUCUCUAUCUCUCUGAUAUUUAGGCUCUUAGAUUGGUGCUUUUGGUGUAUAUAUCAUUUAUCUGUGCUCAGCCGCUGUUUAUGACCGAAUUAGAAAGGUGAAACCUUUCUUCAACUUCUGCUUCUUUAACUUAUGGAUAAUUAAUUAAUUAAUUUUAUGGUAGGGGG